Molecule: messenger RNA, 11145 nt
Organism: Canis lupus familiaris (dog)
Lineage: Eukaryota; Metazoa; Chordata; Mammalia; Carnivora; Canidae
Gene: NAV2
Product: neuron navigator 2
Exons: 40
Coding region: 554-7735 (2393 amino acids)
Biological process (GO): neurogenesis; nervous system development
Molecular function (GO): protein binding; ATP hydrolysis activity; ATP binding
Source: RefSeq, a predicted model, not a curated record
CGGUGAGGAAAGACGACAGCAGCCUCUGUGAUGAACGCCCGCAGGAGCCGUGGGGGGCGGCUUUCCGCGCAGCCUCUGCGGUGAUUUAUGGGAGCCAGGGGCUGCCGGAGAGGGAUGUGGAUGCUGGCGGCGCGGGGGAUUAAAUGCCCAUUCACGGUGUUAUUGACAUAUAAAUUCCCGGUGCCAAGGAGACAGCGAGGGAAGGGACUUCAGGGGCAGUAAUGUGGCCCGGGCCCCAGGACAUGGACUCGCCUUUGCCCAGAUCUGUGCCCCGGGCUCUCGGGAAGCCAGUCGUGGAACUGAAGUCGAGCCCCGGUCCCCAGCUCUCACCAUGCCGGCGGCAGCCGCCCUCAUGGCUCGGGCAGUGAUGGCGAGCGAGGUCCCCGAGUGGAUUUCCAGAAGCCGGGAAGACCUUUGAAGAGGUCGCGUGGGCUGCCUGGGCCGGAGAGGGCCGAGUCGGGCGGCGCGCAUGCAGCCCUUCGGCCUGCCUUAUUCUCUUCCUCCGUGGAUUUGGAAGCAUCGCUGAAGGAGAGAGGGAUUUUACUCCUGGGAAAUGGAACCGGUUUCUGAGCCCGGCCAACAGCAGAAGAGAAAGCUGGUGACCCAUGGGCUGGAAGAUCAAAAGAGGAUCUACACGGACUGGGCCAAUCAUUAUUUAGCCAAAUCAGGCCACAAACGCCUCAUCAAGGACCUCCAGCAAGAUGUGACGGACGGCGUCCUCCUGGCUCAGAUUAUCCAGGUUGUGGCAAACGAGAAGAUUGAAGACAUUAAUGGCUGUCCGAAGAACAGAUCGCAAAUGAUUGAAAACAUAGAUGCCUGCUUGAAUUUCCUGGCAGCUAAGGGAAUAAACAUCCAGGGGCUGUCUGCAGAAGAAAUCAGGAAUGGUAACCUCAAGGCCAUCCUAGGCCUCUUCUUCAGCCUCUCCCGCUACAAGCAGCAGCAGCAGCAGCCCCAGAAGCAGCACCUUUCUGCACCGCCGCCGCCUGCCGUGGCCCAGGCGGCCGGGGCGCCCCCCCAGUGCCAGGCUGGCACUCCUCAGCAACAGGUGCCAGCCACUCCCCAAGCCCCGGGCCAGCCUCUCCAGCCGGCGCCGCAUCAGCAGUCAAAAGCACAAGCUGAAAUGCAGUCCAGUGCAUCAUCCAAGGACUCAUCUCAAAGCAAAAUCAUCCGCUUCACUCUGGGUCAGAAAAAGAUCUCUAGGCUUCCAGGUCCUACUGCAAGGGUAUCCGCUGCAGGCAGCGAAGCCAAAACACGUGGAGGGUCAGCCACUGCUAACAACCGACGCAGCCAGAGCUUUAACAACUAUGACAAGUCCAAACCAGUCACCUCCCCACUUCCACCACCACCACCAAGCAGCCAUGAGAAAGAGCCAUUGGCGAGCCCAGCAUCCUCCCACCCCGGAAUGAGCGAAAAUGCACCUGCUCCUCUGGAGAGUGGCGGCACUUCCACCCCCGCUAACAGCAGCGCCUCCUCGGCCAUCCCCCAGCCCGGCGCUGCCUCCAAGCCCUGGCGCAGUAAGUCGGUCAGCGUGAAGCACAGCGCCACGUCGUCCAUGCUCUCCGUCAAGCAGCCCGUGCCCGAGACCCCCAGGCCCACCCCCGAAGCCAUGAAGCCGGCCCCCAACAAUCAGAAGUCCAUGCUGGAAAAACUAAAGCUUUUCAACAGCAAAGGGGCUUCCAAGGCAGGCGAGGGCCCAGGGUCGCGGGACACGAGCUGUGAGCGGCUCGAGAUCCUUCCCACCUUCGAAGAGAGCGAGGAGAUGGAGGCCACUGGGCGCUCGCUGUCCGUGGCGGGUCCUGCGUCCAACAGCCCCAAGAUUGCGCUCAAGGGCAUCGCCCAGAGAACUUUCAGCCGGGCGCUGACCAACAAGAAGAGUUCCCCAAAAGGCAGCGACAAGGAGAAGGAGAAACAACAGCGGGAGAAGGAAAAGGAGAAAAGCAAGGACCUCGCCAAGAGAGCCUCUGUGACAGAAAGGCCGGAGCUCAGAGAGGCGCCAAAAGAAGACCCCAGUGUGGCGGUGGUGACCGAGGUGCCAAAAAAGUCCUCCAAGAUCGCCAGCUUCAUCCCCAAAGGGGGGAAGCUCAACAGUGCCAAGAAAGAGGCUGCCGCCCCUUCCCACAGUGGGAUCCCCAAACCCGGAAUGAAGAGCAUGCCCGGAAAAUCCCCAAGUGCCCCUGCCCCUUCCAAGGAGGUGGAGCGGAGCCGGGGUGGGAAGCCGAGCUCGGGGCUCCCCCAGCAGAAGCCCCAGCUGGAUGGCAGACACUCCAGCUCCUCCUCCAGCCUGGCGUCCUCAGAGGGAAAAGGCCCCGGAGGGACCACCCUGAACCACAGCAUCAGCAGCCAGACCGUCAGCGGGUCCGUCGGGACCACGCAGACCACGGGAAGCAAUACCGUCAGUGUUCAGCUACCUCAGCCCCAGCAGCAAUAUAACCACCCCAACACUGCCACCGUCGCGCCUUUCCUGUACAGGUCCCAGACGGACACCGAAGGGAAUGUUACUGCUGAAUCCAGCUCCGCGGGUGUAAGCAUGGAGCCCAGCCACUACACCAAGAGUGGACAGCCUGCUUUGGAAGAACUCACUGGGGAAGAUCCUGAGGCUCGGCGUCUGCGAACGGUGAAGAACAUCGCUGACCUGCGGCAGAAUUUGGAGGAGACCAUGUCUAGUUUACGGGGGACUCAGGUCACGCACAGCACGUUGGAAACCACAUUUGACACCAACGUCACCACGGAGAUAAGCGGGCGCAGCAUCCUCAGCUUGACGGGCAGACCCACCCCGCUGUCCUGGAGACUCGGCCAGUCCAGCCCUCGGCUCCAGGCGGGCGACGCCCCCUCUAUGGGCAACGGGUACCCACCUCGAGCCAACGCCAGCCGGUUCAUCAACACCGAGUCGGGCCGCUACGUGUACUCUGCCCCUCUGAGGAGGCAGCUGGCCUCCAGGGGAAGCAGCGUGUGCCACGUGGACGUGUCCGACAAGGCCGCCGAGGAGAUGGACCUGGAAGGCAUCCGCAUGGACGCCCCCGGCUACAUGAGUGACGGGGACGUCCUGAGCAAGAACAUCCGCACGGACGACAUCACAAGCGGGUACAUGACUGAUGGUGGACUUGGCCUCUACACUCGUCGCCUGAACCGGCUCCCUGAUGGGAUGGCUGUGGUGCGGGAGACCCUGCAAAGAAAUACCUCCCUGGGCCUUGGAGAUGCCGACAGCUGGGAUGACAGCAGCUCCGUCAGCAGCGGGAUCAGCGACACCAUAGACAACCUCAGCACCGAUGACAUCAACACCAGCUCCUCCAUCAGUUCCUAUGCCAACACCCCUGCUUCCUCUCGCAAAAACCUGGAUGUGCAGACCGACGCUGAGAAGCACUCACAGGUGGAGAGGGGUUCCCUGUGGUCGGGCGAUGACGUCAAGAAGUCAGACGGAGGCUCAGACAGCGGCAUAAAGAUGGAGCCAGGGUCUAAGUGGAGACGGAAUCCCUCGGACGUGUCCGACGAGUCUGACAAAAGCACGUCGGGCAAGAAGAAUUCGGUCAUCUCGCAGACGGGCUCGUGGCGGCGAGGCAUGACAGCUCAGGUGGGCAUCACCAUGCCGAGGACCAAGGCGGCUGCCCCAGCAGGUGCACUCAAGACCCCAGGAACCGGAAAAACAGAUGAUGCAAAGGUGUCUGAGAAAGGAAGGCUGUCUCCCAAAGCCUCCCAGGUGAAGCGCUCCCCGUCAGACGCAGGCCGCAGCAGUGGCGACGAGUCCAAAAAGCCCCUCUCCAGCAGUUCCAGGACACCCUCUGCCAAUGCCAACAGUUUUGGGUUCAAGAAGCAGAGUGGCUCGGCCGCUGGGCUGGCCAUGAUCACAGCCAGUGGGGCCACUGUCACCAGCAGGUCAGCCACGCUGGGCAAAAUCCCAAAGUCAUCUGCGCUGGUCGGUCGGUCUACUGGCCGGAAGACGAGCAUGGACGGGGCUCAGAAUCAGGAUGAUGGGUAUCUGGCUCUCAGCUCCCGGACAAACCUGCAGUACCGGAGUUUGCCAAGGCCCAGUAAGUCCACCAGCCGGAACGGGGCUGGGAACAGAUCGAGUACCAGCAGCAUAGAUUCCAACAUCAGCAGUAAGUCGGCGGGCCUGCCGGUGCCCAAGCUGAGGGAGCCUUCCAAGACGGCCCUGGGCAGCUCUCUGCCUGGUCUGGUCAACCAGACGGAUAAGGAGAAAGGCAUCUCUUCCGACAACGAGAGCGUGGCUUCCUGUAACUCUGUGAAGGUGAACCCGGCUGCCCAGCCCAUGUCCAGUGCGGCCCAAGCUACUCUGCAGCCAGGGGCUAAGUACCCCGAUGUGGCCUCUCCCACGCUCCGCAGACUCUUUGGUGGGAAGCCUAACAAGCAAGUGCCCAUUGCCACAGCAGAAAGCAUGAAAAACUCCGUGGUGAUCUCCAAUCCGCACGCCGCCUCGACCCAGCAAGGUAACCUAGAGUCCCCCUCGGGCAGCGGCGUCCUGAGCAGCGGGAGCAGCAGCCCUCUCUACAGUAAGAAUGUGGAGAUGAACCAGUCUCCUCUAGCCUCCAGCCCCAGCUCCGCCCACUCGGGCCCUUCCAACAGCCUCACGUGGGGCACCAACGCCAGCAGCUCGUCCGCCGUCAGCAAGGACGGCUUGGGCUUCCAGUCCGUCAGCAGCCUGCACACCAGCUGCGAGUCCAUUGACAUCUCCCUCAGCAGCGGAGGGGGGCUGAGCCACAAUUCCUCCACGGGCCUCAUCACCUCCUCUAAAGACGACUCCCUGACUCCCUUCGUCAGGACCAACAGCGUGAAGACCACACUGUCGGAAAGCCCUCUCUCUUCCCCUGCUGCUAGCCCUAAGUUCUGCAGAAGUACUCUGCCCAGGAAACAGGACAGUGACCCGCACCUUGAUAGGAACACUUUGCCUAAAAAAGGACUCAGGUAUGCGCCCACCUCCCAGCUUCGCACACAAGAAGACGCAAAAGAAUGGUUACGGUCCCACUCCGCGGGAGGCUUGCAGGACACCGCCGCCAAUUCCCCCUUUUCCUCUGGCUCCAGCGUGACGUCUCCCUCCGGAACAAGAUUCAACUUUUCCCAGCUUGCGAGUCCCACCACUGUCACCCAGAUGAGCUUGUCCAACCCAACCAUGCUGAGGACUCACAGCCUCUCCAAUGCCGACGGGCAGUAUGACCCCUACACCGAUAGCCGAUUCCGGAAUAGCUCCAUGUCACUGGAUGAGAAGAGCAGAACCAUGAGCCGCUCAGGCUCCUUCCGGGAUGGAUUUGAAGAAGUUCACGGAUCCUCGCUCUCCUUGGUUUCCAGCACGUCAUCAAUUUAUUCUACACCAGAAGAAAAAUGCCAGUCAGAGAUUCGCAAACUGCGGCGGGAGCUGGAUGCCUCCCAGGAAAAGGUUUCAGCUUUGACCACGCAGCUGACCGCAAAUGCUCACCUGGUGGCAGCCUUUGAGCAGAGUCUUGGAAACAUGACAAUCAGGCUCCAGAGUUUGACCAUGACAGCUGAGCAAAAGGAUUCAGAACUGAAUGAGUUAAGAAAAACCAUCGAGCUGCUGAAGAAACAGAAUGCAGCUGCCCAGGCUGCCAUUAAUGGGGUCAUUAACACGCCGGAGCUCAAUUGCAAAGGAAACGGUACCUCCCAGUCUGCAGACCUCCGCAUCCGCAGACAGCACUCCUCUGACAGCGUCUCCAGCAUCAACAGUGCCACCAGCCACUCCAGUGUGGGCAGCAACAUCGAGAGUGAUUCCAAGAAAAAGAAGAGAAAGAAUUGGGUCAAUGAGUUACGCAGCUCCUUCAAGCAAGCCUUUGGGAAGAAGAAGUCCCCCAAGUCUGCAUCCUCUCAUUCCGACAUCGAGGAGAUGACAGAUUCUUCACUGCCUUCCUCACCAAAGUUACCACACAACGGUUCCACGGGUUCCACUCCACUGCUGAGGGGCUCCCACUCCAACUCCCUCAUCUCCGAGUGCAUCGACAGUGAGGCCGAGACGGUCAUGCAGCUCCGGAACGAGCUGAGGGACAAGGAGAUGAAGCUGACCGACAUCCGCCUGGAAGCGCUCAGCUCCGCGCACCAGCUCGACCAGCUGCGGGAGGCCAUGAACAGGAUGCAGAGUGAAAUAGAGAAGCUGAAAGCCGAGAAUGACCGGCUGAAGUCAGAGUCUCAAGGCAGUGGCUGCAGCCGGGCACCCUCCCAGGUGUCCCUCUCUGCCUCCCCUAGGCAGUCCAUGGGCCUCUCGCAGCACAGCUUGAACCUCACCGAGUCAACCAGCCUGGACAUGUUGCUGGAUGACACUGGUGAAUGCUCGGCUCGGAAGGAAGGAGGCAGGCAUGUUAAGAUAGUUGUCAGCUUUCAGGAGGAAAUGAAGUGGAAGGAGGAUUCCAGACCACACCUCUUUCUUAUUGGCUGCAUUGGAGUUAGUGGCAAGACGAAGUGGGAUGUGCUCGAUGGGGUGGUUAGACGACUGUUCAAAGAAUACAUCAUCCACGUCGACCCCGUGAGUCAGCUGGGGCUGAACUCAGACAGUGUUCUGGGCUACAGCAUCGGGGAGAUCCAGCGCAGCAACACCUCCGAGACCCCCGAGCUUCUGCCCUGUGGCUAUCUGGUGGGCGAGAACACGACCAUCUCCGUGACCGUCAAAGGGCUCGCGGAGAACAGCCUGGACUCCCUGGUGUUCGAGUCUCUGAUCCCCAAGCCCAUCCUGCAGCGCUAUGUCUCCCUGCUGGUGGAGCACCGGCGGAUCAUCCUCUCCGGCCCCAGCGGCACCGGGAAAACCUACCUGGCCAACCGGCUGUCCGAGUACUUGGUGCUUCGGGAGGGGCGGGAGCUGACAGACGGUGUCAUCGCCACCUUCAACGUGGACCACAAGUCCAGCAAGGAAUUGCGCCAGUACCUGUCCAACCUUGCUGACCAGUGCACCAGUGAGAACAAUGCUGCGGACAUGCCCCUCGUCAUCAUCCUGGACAACCUGCAUCACGUCAGCUCCCUGGGCGAGAUCUUCAACGGGCUGCUUAACUGCAAGGACCAUAAAUGCCCUUACAUAAUUGGCACAAUGAACCAGGCUACCUCUUCUACUCCCAACCUGCAGCUUCAUCACAACUUCAGGUGGGUGCUUUGUGCCAACCACACGGAGCCCGUGAAGGGCUUCCUAGGCCGGUUCCUGAGGCGGAAGCUCAUGGAAACAGAGAUCAGUGGGCGGGUGCGGAACAUGGAGCUGGUGAAAAUCAUCGACUGGAUUCCCAAGGUCUGGCAUCACCUCAACCGCUUCCUGGAGGCUCACAGCUCCUCAGAUGUCACCAUAGGCCCCCGGCUCUUCCUGUCGUGCCCCAUCGAUGUGGAUGGCUCGAGGGUAUGGUUCACUGAUUUGUGGAACUACUCCAUUAUCCCCUAUCUCCUGGAAGCCGUCAGAGAAGGACUCCAGCUCUAUGGAAGGCGGGCCCCCUGGGAGGAUCCCGCCAAGUGGGUGAUGGACACCUACCCCUGGGCCGCCAGCCCACAGCAGCACGAGUGGCCUCCCCUGCUGCAGCUCCGGCCUGAGGAUGUCGGCUUCGACGGCUACUCCAUGCCUCGGGAAGGGUCUGCAAGCAAGCAGAUGCCACCCAGCGAUGCUGAAGGGGACCCGCUGAUGAACAUGCUGAUGAGGCUGCAGGAGGCCGCCAACUACUCCAGCCCCCAGAGCUAUGACAGCGACUCCAACAGCAACAGCCAUCAUGACGACAUCCUGGACUCGUCCCUGGAGUCUACUCUGUGACAGGGGCCAGCCGUGGCGCCGGCCCGCCUCCCCCCACCCCUGGCCCUGCUCCACCUGCGUGCCCUGCCCCAUCCCAACGAUGCCCUCCUGAGCCAGCCCCCGGCCGCAGCUCGACGAGAGCCGCAGGGCUCCCCGGAACCCCUCACCCGCCAGCCUCGACCUGGGUGCGGGCCUCCCAGGCCGCCGCCUCGGCCCCACUUCCUUCCACAGUGAGAACCUGCACUACCUUCUGUUCAUUUCCCUUAUCGUUUGCCUUGUUGCUGUGACCUCCCUAAGACACUGAAGAACACUUCUCGGGGAAGCAUCAUCACCGUUGAGAUGAAAAGGGGACAAAGAACACAAACAAGCAGACAAAAAACAAAACCACCCCAAGAAGCCACGUGAAGCCCUGAAAGCAAAGCGCAUCCUGCCGUGAGCCUCCCGGAGCGGAGGAGGCCGGAGCCCACCAAGCCCACCGGCGGGCCUCCCAGCCGCCCCUCGGCACCGACCCUCCAGGCCGGUCUCGCCGCCAGCGCCCCCCACGCCCCCUCUGCCACCCAGCCGGCCCCCCGGGCGAGCUGGUGCUAACUUGGGGCGCCGCUCGGUCACCCCCGCCAGACCCCAGAGCUGCCCGCGCGCGGGGCGACCCUUAGGGCAACACCCAGCACGCUCGCCGGUCGGGUUUGCCUUCUAAAUGGUGCUCUCCUUGCCCGAGAGGUAUCCUCACCUGUUCCAGCUCGGCCGCACCUUUCGGGGCCGUCGGCCUCCAGCCGGUUGCUGAGCUGAGCGUGAGUGGGGUGCGCGAGCGGCCGAGCAGGUGUUUCUCCCCCGAGCACCGCGGACAGCGGGAGCUGGUCUGUUCGGAGAACUGGUUUACCCCCUUGCAGAUGAGGGGGAGUUUCUCCCUUUCCUGACUCUUUGAUUUGGAAGACCGCCCCCCCUCCACCCCCCUGCCCCCCACCCCACCUUUGGUCAGAAUCAGUCCUUUGGUGAAAGAAAGAACCGCAGGAGUUGAGUCUCGGUUUGGUCCUGCCGAGUCCUGGUUGUCCGGGCGUCCACGCUCACGGCUGUGCCCCUCGCCACGGCCUGCUGGGGCCGGGGGUGGCCGUGGCCCCUCUCGUGGACCAGGACCCCACCCUGCACGCGCGGGUGAGCCGGGACCUGGCCUUGCCUUCUCGUCCUCGAGGCUUCAGAACGCACAUCGACACCUCAGGCGUGCGAGCCCCAACCUCAGGUGGGGUGCUGAGGUCCCCUCGCACAAGACUUGCACUUUUCCUCAGAACCAACGUGACGCAACUCCACGAGGGGCCGGAGGCCGCUCCCUUCCAGAAGCCCCGGCCUCCGUCCGGACGAGUCUUGCCUGACCUCUUCGGUGCUGACCUUCCCAAAGCGAUGCCUUACUGGUUUUGUACUAACCGUGUUCAUUUAUGAGUGUUGUGCCUGCCUGGGGUCCAUGAUUUUUUUUGUUUUGUUUUGUUUUGUUUUGUUUUCUUUUGUUUUCCCCAUCAGAGCAAACAGGGCUAAAAAAAAGUCAUCUACUCGUUAGGCGAACUCAAGUUGCGGUGACUUUUCUCAUCCGAAAGACUCAUUUGUGUGGAUGCGUGACCAAGGGUAAAAGAAAAAGGAAAAAAAAAAAAAGAUGAAUUUUUUUUUUAGGUUCUUAUCGGUCUCCAGCUAACACUCUGACUGGACAGCGAUCUGUCUGAUGCAGAAAAAGGCAAAAGUUCCUACAAGUCCGCAUGACCUUGCUGAUACAUACCCUGCUAGCACGUGUCUUCAACAUACUGGUAGUUUCUUUACAGAGAGUAGUGGUAAAUCUGUAAGUUGGUUUGUUUCUGCUUUACAGGGAGAAUCUACUGGACCCCAGUGGGGGUGUCUCUGUUCACGAUCAGGGUUUUUUAUUAUUCCAACUUCCACAUUUCUAUUCCUGAAGGUCCAUCUCUGUACACUUUGUCUCAUUUUUCUCACCACGAGAACUUGACCUGAAACUGCUCGCAUGACGUUGGAUGACACCCAUUUUCUUCCUCCUCAAAGGAAAAAGGAGGAUGUACCCCACUAGCUGGUGAACGGACGACCUCUCCGUGCUGUCCUUGCUCAUUUAAUCUCCAUAAACUCAGACGCUAUCGCGUGCAGCCUUCAUUAGCCAUCUGGGUGUGUGAGUGUGUCUUGUCCUGUUUUGUUUUGUUUUUUCCAUAAAAAAAUUUUCAACCAUGGAUUUAGCCUGUGACCACGGGCCACAGCCUGAGCCUUCUGGUAAACCUACAGAGUGGUCCUUCUCAAUCUGUUUCCCAGCGAUGACCUUACACGCUCAUACUGUGAAUUUGGGAGGAGGUAAAAUAGACCUCUCCUUGGGGGCAGUUUUCCCAGUCACCUUGUGAGUAGACACCUGCCAAUAUCAUUUGAAACCCUUUUUUUGUUUUGUUUUGUUGUUUUUGUUUUUAGGACACCUUCUCUGUCUCCUCCCCUCUCCUAUCCUACAGACUUCCCUCCCACCAGGUCCAGGCUCAGAACCGAGACCUCUUGUCUCUGCUGCUGCCUGACUAGUGACCAGUUGAUUUGAAGUCGCGUAGCCCUCGUGUGAUUCACAACUCCGUGUCCUUCCUCAAGUUUCGGGAAGCAGGGUUGUCUGAUACGCACAUUUCUUCUUUCGGUCAUAUUUUACGUUAGUGUCGCUCACCUUUGACAAAGUGACUUUGUGCUCAUUUAGGGCUCUGUUCCGAAAUGCUUCCAUUUUGCCUUUUUCUACAGUUAGGCUACUUUCUGAAAAUAUAUGAAAUUCUAUGCAACACUUACGUUGAGUUACCAGUGGAAGCCAAAAGUCUUCUUCCCAAACUGCCAAGAAUUAUACAGGCCAUAAAUGAGAUGGGAAUAUCUUUUAAUUUAAGUUUGGGGGUGGGGUAGGGGUGGGACAAGGAACGAGACUUGCCUAGACCUUUGUUGUGUCUUGGGGACAUUUUUUAUUUUACUGUUGAUGCUUCAACUUCGGAAUUCCGUGUACUCAGAUCUGAUGGUGGUAAAUCUACUUCAAAAGGAAAAAAAAAAAACAAUCCAACUUUGUGGAUAUUAAAUGGAAGGUUUGCUGUUUUAAUCUAGUUGUUUCCAGUGGAGCAGUUUAUGAAAUAUGUCCUAUAAGAUGUACAUUUUUUCACUGUAACAUAGAAAUUGUAAAUAAUCGAUUAAAGUGCUGCAUUUUGAUGAAUUUUUUCUAGCCAUUUUUAAAGAGAAAACUAGGAAUUGAGUAUUUUGUGUACGGUAUGUUUCCUUCCUCCUUCCCUCCCGUCCUCCCUAUUUAAUUUUCAUUUGUCAUGAGGUUUUUGGAUCUGCCAUCGAUCUACUGGAGAUCAUGCCCCACGUCAUAGAGAAUAAAGCUGAUGAUUGUACCAGUCUUAAAUUAUUCAUGAUUCAAUAAAAUUGAUGCUUAUUUAUUCAGA